Molecule: messenger RNA, 7474 nt
Organism: Phlebotomus argentipes
Lineage: Eukaryota; Metazoa; Arthropoda; Insecta; Diptera; Psychodidae
Gene: Epg5
Product: ectopic P granules protein 5 homolog
Exons: 6
Coding region: 237-7424 (2395 amino acids)
Biological process (GO): autophagosome maturation
Cellular component (GO): cytoplasm
Source: RefSeq, a predicted model, not a curated record
UGCACAAUUAUAGAACAAGUAAUUUUCUGUGAUAUCCAGUGAUGCACUCUUCGUGACAACUCUCCCAUGACCUACAAAUAGAUAUAUUUCUGUGGUGUGUUAUUGCCGUUGUUUUCAAAUGUGACAUCAUGAUAAUGCCCUGAAAACAAUAAAGUGGUAUCGAAAGAAAUUUUUGCCCCAAUAUUUUUAUGUAAAUUAUGUGUAAAAUUGUUGAUUAUUUCACACAAUAAAGUGCAAUGGCUACUCUGGAGAAACCCAAGACAAAGAAGAAAAGGAAGACCAGGAGUUCAGGAGAAUCCGUGGGAAGAGUUGAGACGCGAAUUGCUGAUGUUGAACUGCUUGAGGAUCAAGUUGAGGAUCCUGAGGAGCUCGAGGUAGCUCCGAUAGUGGAAGAAGUUCAAGGGAUUGCAGAGGAAUGUCAUCAUCCCACAGCCUUGGCAACAGAACCAACCACACAAAAACAAGAGAAUGAAGUGGCAAAAACUCAGGAACGCCCUUUGGCUCCUCCAGCUGAAGAAGAAGCCCCGGAAGAAGUCAUCGUCACACCUUCAGCUCCUCCUCUGGAAGUCGAGGAAGUGCCUCAAGUGCCAAUCCUCAGGGAAACAUCUACACAACUCUAUCCAACACUGGAAAAGCUUAAACAGGAUGCAAUUCCCUUUAUGAGGACACAAGAUGUCCAGGGAUUGGAAAUCAACAUUGAACCAUUUACAAUUGCUCAACUACGAGAACUCUACUCGAACAAUCUUCUCUGCUUCGCCAAGGAUCUCGAGAAGGAGUUUAUAGAGACUGAAUUGAAUCCCAGCUUCCUCAGGAACGAUGAUUUUCUAUUUCACUGCCUCCAGGAAUAUAUGCAGGCGUUAGCUGAGCGAAGAUGUCUGGAGAUUGAGGCUGAGAGACUCAAGGAAAUUUGCAAAGGGAACCAAGAGAAGCUCUGGAGUAUCAUUAAUGUGAACCAAAGAUUCUCCGGGACGUGCAGUGAUGGGAAUCGCGUGUCUACCACAGUGUCGUUUAAGAAAGCUAUCUUCAAUGAUAACGUUUUGGAGCUCGUGUUUGGAAACUUGUCUGAAAUUCGCACUGCUUGCUGUGAUAAAUUUGUGAAUUGUGCCACUCUCGGUGCUCUGUUCAAGAUGAUGAUCGACGAGGAGAUCGUGAGAAUUCAGAACCAACACAGCUCAGCUGCUGGACAGGAGUUUGUGAGCGGAUCUGAUGAUCUUCGACGAAGCAUUUCUGUGCUUUUCUUCUUCCUGCGAAAGCCCAGCGUGGACAAGAUCUUCACGAGUAAUGUGAAAAAGUGGCUGACAAUUGUCGUGAAUCUGCUUCUGGAAGUGGCAACAUGGCCAGAUCACAUGUUCAUCCUUCAUCACGUCCUGCGAUGUCCGCCAGGCGUUGUUUCCUGGGCAGCGCCGAUGAUUCAAGUCCCUGCGAGUGGCUUUUCGACGGAAUCCCUCGAGAAUCAUGUCUGCAUUCAGCACAGUCUCACAAUCCUGCAGGCGAUUCUCCUGCCAGUGACGAAACGGCUAGAGUUCCUCAGUGAGAUCCUCUGCUGGUCGAGAAUGGACAAGAAUGUCUCUGGCGGCGAUGAGUGGUCGUUUGUGGACUCCGAUGGGGAGGAAGAUGUGGAUUUGCUGGUGCUGAGAGAAAGUGAUCUCGUGGCGAUAUUCAAUCAAAUCCCGUGGCGGGAAAUCUUCAGUCUGGCCACGAAGAUGGAACCUCAAGCGGAGGGAUAUAUAAUCCGCAAGGAGGCAAUCACUGCCCGGACGGUGCUUCAGUUCUUCGCCUUCGCCAGCUUUCUCGUGGAAACCCUGGGAAUUGGAUUGUGCACGUACAACACGGAGAAGUAUCGGCAAUUUACAAAGAGACUCGCUCGGCUUGUGGCUCAGUGUGUUCAGUAUGCAUCGAGUGUCUACAAUGUCUUCCAAGGAGCGACAGUAGUGAAUGACGUAAUGAUCAGGGCGAGAAUUCAGACGGAAUUCGAGCAGCUCCUCGUGCGCUCUGUCGAUCAUAUCUACUUAUCUCGCACAGCUGGAGCGUGGCAAUAUCUCGUUGGGCUGCCUUUCGAUCAGUUGACACCACAAUGCAUUGGGAAUCUGUAUCAGAAGAUCCGCGCGCCACACUUUGGAGAUUCGCCAGCCGAGGAGACAAUUGAGGCGAGGAAUCGCGAAGCGGAUUACAGUAUUGUGGAGGUAUUCGAGGCGAAUGACGUGUCUCAGGAGGAUCUUCACUAUCUCUUGCAGACUCUGGCCAACAUGGCCAGUGUUAAUGUAGUUCUUCGACAGAGCAUUGUGUCCGAUUUCCUCGAGAUAGGCUUUCUGCGAGGCUCAACGAAGCACGAUUGCAGCAAAAUAGCCAGAGAUUUGAUAGCAAAUCUGGCGGAAGAGUGUCCGGAGCUCAUCAGCGACAUCAUUCUUCAAUUCGAGGGCAACAGUUUGGAGGGAAGUUCCUACGGAACGUAUCUUCUGAAGCGUCUGCCGCUGCAAAAGUGGAGACCAGGUCCGGGUGUGCUUGACACACUCGAGAAGUGGCUCCUUGAGAGUUCCCUGGAAUCGGCAGAGAACGGAAUGGCGAGGAUUAUCAUCAACAACAUCAAUUGGGGAUACCUACCAGACGGCCGAUUGUUCCUUCACGCGGCUUUGCACACGAGAAUUGCACUGAUUAUCUUCCGGGCGGCCGUGAAGAAUUCCUCCAGCUCAUCGAAUUUUAUUGCUGAGAAUGUGAAGAGUCUCGUGAUGGACAAAACCACGGCAUUGAACUUCCAAACGUGGUGCUGGAAAAUGAUUUCAGUUCUCAAGCUUCACGCCAUCGAUCGAGAAACUCCGUGGCAAGUGAUUUGCACACCUGAAGCUGUUCUUUCCGAGAUUCCAGAGCUUGAGGAUUUGGCUGAUGUGUGCAAGGGUAUCAAAGAGAAUCGACAUCUGGCCAUUUAUUUGUCGAUUCUGCUCACUCAGCGCGGACACUCCAUUCCGCAGAUUUGCACGUACAGCUUCAGAAAUAUGGAAGUACUGUUCAAGAGUGAUGACCAAGUGACUGCCUUGAGGUGCCUUCAAAUUGUCUUCCCACUCUUUCUCGCCUGUCCUGAGAGUCUAUCGAAGAACACCGCCUUCAAUUCACUUCUGCAUCACAUCUUCUCUGUGGACAACUCCUACGCACGGAUGACCAUUGAUAUGGUGUUCAGCAAGAGUGUGUGUGCGAUUAUUGAAUUGUUUGGGAAAAUGAUAUUGUCACAGUUCAUGGAAUAUCAGCGCUACGGACUUCGCUCACCGACUGCUAUCAUCCUCUUGUGGCUGCAAUGUCUCACGAGGUACAAAGACUUCAAGAGCAACUGGAAUGCGCUCUACAUUCUGGAUGUAAUCCUGGAAUUUGCCUUUACCGUCCCUGAAGCUUGGUUUGAGGCCAGGCAGCUCUUCGCCAGUCUCACAAUGGAGACCAAAAUAACAGCAACUCCAGCGAAAUCCAUGUCAUCAUUCCUCUCUAAGUCAACAUCAAUUGGGUUGAUUCCGAACCUCCCAGUUACGACAAUCUGGUUGGGAUUACUCGUAUUCGACGUGCAGUUCGAUGUUUUCGAGGCUGAAACUGGCUUCUGGCAAGAAUUCGUUCUGCAGCUCUCUUUGCAGUCGUCAGCGGAGAGAAAUCUGGACAGUCUCGUAAGGAAAGUGGCCAGUUCUGUGGGAAGUCAGCACAGUCAAUCAUCAGAUUUGGUCUUCUGCAAGUUAGCCAACUUGAUCAUCUCCUGUCCAACGAGUCAUACGAUGCUUGUGAUCCUGUGCCAAAGAUUCUUUGCUCUCUACCUCACGAAGGUGUCCAGUAGUCAGGGACACGUGAGAGAUAGACUCUAUUACGCCAAUGAGAUGAUCAUGAAGCGCGUUCGUGGUCAGUUGGAACAUGCUCAGGUUUAUCAUGAGCAAUUGGCGGAUAGCGAGGGAGAAUUCGAUGAAGUUCUCCACAGAUUCCAUGGCAGUGUAGCUGAGAUGUUUAGGACAUAUCAGAAGUGGCUCGAAGGAAAGGACAUCACACAAGAUUCGAGAGUGAGACGACUAUUGUUUUCACGACAGGAUUGGACGGAGUUCAUCAACAUGAGUUCAAUUCUGUCUGUGCAGAAACAAAACUACGAAGAGUGGAAUGCAAAGAUUGGAAGACAGAUUCCACGGUGUUCUGUAACUGUGCCGAAGUCAGAUUCGAGGGAUUUUACGCAGAAGAUUGAAAAGCAACUGAUGUCUUAUGACACUCCUGUUCCGAGAAGAUCGCAGGAAUUAGUAAAAUCUGUUAUUAAUGUGUCUUCUGCGCGUGAAUACUUGCAAAGCUCAAUGUUUUCAUCGAGUCAGUUCAAGAGUGAUUUCAAUCUGAUGGAGAAGUACGCUAAAACCUAUGCAACGGACAUUAAGGAAUUGUGUCAGCUGGACACGGUGUUUGGAAGGUUGGUAAAGGGAAAACUGGUGAACGAACAGGUGGUGUACUAUCGCUCUCAGACAUGUAGCAAUCUUCUGGGAAACAAGGACUGCUCAGGAUCUGCAAGCAUUCGGAUAACUGAGAACCGAGUAAAUGUUGUAGCUGACGUUGAGAGAAAGAUCGCCAGCAAUCGAGAAAAGAGUGAGAGUCUUAUGAACACAAUGAGAAAGCCUCUUCAAGAUGAUGUGUUGCGAGCUUUGCUGCGAAUGGAACAAACCCUCAGAAAGCUUAUGGAAAAGUCCAGACACGUGAAGUGCACCGAAUCAUGUAAAAUCGCCUUUGAGAUCUUGUAUAAGACACUGCGAUCCUCAUCGGACUUCUUAACUCUCUAUCCGCCCACGAAAUCACUCACUCAGUCUGUGGUGAAGAGUCUGGCGCACUUCAUGAGUGAACAUCUGCAGCAAGAAGGCCAGAGAUUGGUGGAAAUCAUGCUGAAGGGAGCAUUCUAUGCUGACCUGUUGAUGGAUCUUUUUACACCGGAAAAGCUUCCUACGCGAGAAUUUCUCACCAUCUAUGAAAUCACAAUUGCAUCGUUUGGCAAUUGGAAUGACCAGGAGAUUAUUGCGAUGAUUCUGGGGAGGAUUUCAGUGGCGGAUUGGCUACAGAUGCAGGAGCCGCACUCUUCUGCCAGGGAAGGCUUGAUGCAGCUCAUCCUGCGAGGACUGAAAGUGGGGAAUCACAGAAAUUCAGUGGUGAAUGAUCAGAUUCUUCGGUCUCAUCUGAUCCAGUUGUUUCGUCAUCACUUCCCGCAAUCAUACAACAGUGUGCUGAAGAGUCUCUUUGAGGGAUUCACGAAACUUGGCAUUACAGCUGACGUUCUCAUGGAUCUCAUGAGUGUUCUCUGCAAUAUUGCUGGAUUGGGUGUGAUUAAACCGAGCGCCAGUGGCUCUGAAAUCCUCGAGAUGCUGGAGAGAUUCUCCAGGGAGCAGAAGAUCCUGAGUCAAGUUGAUCUGAUGGAGACAAUUCACUGGCUUAGUGCGUUCUUCAAGGAGGAGCGCAAAAAAGUGGGCAUCUACGGACUCUUCACGACAUUCAAGGACUUGUACAGAGUCUUCAAUGUCUUCAUGAGCACUGUGCUGCAGGCAGCAACACUGGCCACAGUUCAGGCUUUUCCGGGCGCCACUGCUGAUCAGUAUAGUGAGUGGAUUUGGCCGUGCAUUCGUGAUGUCUACGAGAUGUGGCUCAUUCCAAUAGUUCUGGAUGGUGGGAAAGCCGAGUCUUCGACGAAUUGGCUGAAGAAUCAAGUGGAUGUGGUGAAUCCGGUACUUCUGCCAUGGAGUGAUUCGACAAAAGUGGGUCCUGAUGAAGUUCUUGAUGGAUUCACGAGAUGCACAAUCUUUGCACUAAGUUCAAUUCCUGGAAGUAAUUCUAUGCUUGAGCAUAUUUUCAUGUGGUAUGAAAAGAAUUUCACCAACGCUCUGAUUCCAUCGUUCAUCACGCUGGCCAUUCAUGGCGCUCUGAAGAAACUUCCUUGGGGAAACUAUGAUCCGAGUGUGGAAGUCUUGACUAUGUCUUCGAGGAUUUUCAGCCAAAAGCGCUCGGAAGCAAGUAUGAUCUUCGUUUCUGAGACAUUGAUGCAAGUGUCAUGGACCUCGUGGCUGCAGAAGCAUCAACCAGCGUGGAAUUAUGUGGAGAGAGUCCAGACAAUAUCUCUGCUGUUCUCGCUGUUUGUCUCCAUGGCAGCGUAUUGUCAGCGGAUGACUUCACUGCUCCAGGAAGUCGAAGCGACCUUUCCAUGGGAUUUGGUUGAGAAUUCUGCAUACAGUGAUACACUGGGAGUGUUUUCCUUGGCUGCAGGAUCGACUUGGUGUGUUAAAUUGGCAGCAAAUCUUCCUACAGGAUCUUUGGAGAAGGCAGUUUGGAAUCUUCUAAGGAGAGUCUCACGGAUUGACCUUUCCGGGGAGGAAGCGAAGUCAACUAAAGCAGCAGGGAAGCGAUUGGUUUAUGUGAAGACAAUCCUACAAUUUUUGGUGAUGUCUGUCAACAAUAACAAGGAAUUUUUCACCUCGAAUGAUGGCCAGAAGAUUUUCCAGGGGAUUUUCUCUGAACUGCUAAAGGAUGUCCAGAAGAUCUUGGAAAAGGAGGAAGAUUUCCCGAAGGAGGGACUCAAUGUUCUCGUGGAGAUGGUCAGAAAUAUUCCCCAGGAAGCUGAAUCUUCAGCAAGUAAACUCGUGAUGGCGGGAUUCGCAUCAUGGCAGAUCAACAAUUCUUCCGCUGGACCGUCCCUUUUGCAUGCCAUUUCCAUGAGUAGGAAAGCCUCGGAGCCACUUAGUUCAUUGCUAGAGGUGACAAUUGAAGGGUGCUUUAGAAACUCCUCAGUAGAAAUGAAUACUGGAUGGAAAUUUGUCCAGGAAACCAUGUGGAGUUACAUGGCAAUGAUGCGACCGGCAUUGAUUGGUCAGGAGGCUCUGCACUGUCUUCAUCUCUAUGCCUCUAUGACGUUCAGGAGUGAGAGAGAUGCGAGGAAGAGACUCACUCUCAUGGGUGUUGUCUUUGAGAGGCUGAACGGUGCCAGAGUGACGGAGGAGAAUGAACUGAAAGUUGUGCUCUUGUGGGGCUUUCUCUGCUGCGUGAGCUUCAGGGAGUGCGAUCAGUCGCCGGAGAACUCUGUGUUCCUUGUGCACGUGACAAGGAGGCUGAUCCACAUGGCCAAUGAGCCAGAUGACUGGGGCAAGAGUGUGCUGAACGCCAUCGGCAUCACGCGGCUGAAGAGAUCCAAAGUGCUGUGGAAGUGUCUGGCGUGCCACAUGGCAGAACUGCUCAAGGUGAUCAGCAUCGAGUGUGAUUUCGAACGAGAGCGCUGCGCCCUCAAUGUCGAGCUACAGUCCAAGCAAUUCAAUCCAUACCGGGAGGCCAUUUCGGAGAUCAAUCUUCAGAGCUGCGGAGAUUUGAGUCAUCUGGCGAGCAAUAUUGCGUCACUUCUGCGUAGAUUCUAUGACACAGACGGUGUUCUGCAGGAGGUGGAGACGAUGUGGAGUUAGAUUCAUUCCUAGAGAGGGCUUUAUGAAUAAAAGUCUGGCAGAGUGUUUUU